AUGCAGAAACUUCCUAGUGAAAAUAGCCGGUCUGCCCUUCCCAAGCUUGCGGCCAGCUGCAGCGACACCCCAGCCUCGCUCCCGUGCUUCCUAAGCCUGUGUGGAGCCCACUUGAGGGCCGCCCCUCCCCCUCCAGCUCCGUAUCCCGGCGCUGUUGAGGUGCCUGCCACCUUUGCAGCGACGCCAGGGUCUGCAGCCCGCGGAGGCUCCCAAGCUGGAGUGCAUAGGCUGCGAGCUUUGUCCUUUCACAGAGAGAAACGUCGGUGGAAAGGUUGGGCAAAAAAAAUUGGUCCAGAUGCAGCAGUCUCAUCCUGCAGCACAGACUUUCUCGGAGAUUUCACGAGAUCCGGGCACCUGCUAGGAAGGACCUGCUACCCGGGCUCUGCUGCAGAAGGCGCUGAGGUCCGGGAACCUGGAACCCCCAGGCUGGGGAUCUGUGCUUACGUGCAAGGGCCGCAGCCUUAUGGAGGAUUCCUGAGCCCCUGCAAAAGCUAUGCGCAGGAAAUCUGCGUCGCCGCCCCGCCCGACCCCGCAGCCGCUGGGAGCGAGCUCCUGGGGGAGGGGGCGGAGGCCAGCGCGGACAGGACGGGGCGGGAGUCAUCGCAGCAGCGCGCGCCGGGCCGCAGCCGCGCAGACACCGCCCGGGCUUCAGCCGCCUUCGCUCCUCGCUGCUGGCUCCGCGCCCUCGCCCAGCUCUGCGGUAGGCAGCAGGCCCGCCGGAACGCGACUCCGGACUUCGCGACUGUCGCCAGGCCUGCCGCCCCCGCCGCUCAGACGCGCGACCCUGCGCCAGCGCCGCAGCCACCUGCUCCCAGUCCCUGGGCGAGGACAACCAUGCGCCCCACUCUGGCGUUCUCCGCGCUGCUGCUGCUGCUGCUGCUGCUGCCGCCGUCUCUCUCCCAAAAUGCUGGAGUGACUGACAUGCCUACUACCAAAUCAGACCCUCCAACAGAAACCACUAACAGAGCAUCGACCAAACCCACAACUGUUGAUCCAGUGACAUCCACUCUUCCUCCAGCCCAGCCAACCACGGCAUCAUCUAGUGACUCAGCAGACCAACCUUUGACAACUGCUCAUACAUUGACCCCAGACUCCAGGGUCAAGCAAAGUGGUAGCAGCCCUACUCCAACCUCCAGCAGCUCCCAAGAUGACAAGACUAAAACAAGACCCCCCAGUACCAACAGCCCCCCUAGUAGCAGUGGACAGCCAGUCUCCUCUGGAGGCACUGACAAUGUUACCACUGCACCACCAACCACUUUGGGAAGUAACCAGCUAACCAACAAUGCUUCUUCCCAGCCUACUGGCAUGCUUAUUCCCUCAAAGCUUCCUCUUACCCCCAUAGCAGACAGCACCACAAGCCCUCACCAACCUAUGGCUACUCCUUCGCAGAGCACAGAGAGCCAUCCUGAUGGACAGCACAUCCCUACCACUGUUUCCAGCAGUUCUGACUCUGUGUCCAGCACCGCCUUCUCUGUGUCAUCAAGGAAGCCUACCACACACAUAACACUGGGUAGCUCUGAAGUAACUCAUCCCACCACCACCCAGAUGCCAGACGCCUCAACACAGCCUUUCUCCACACCACGACAGCCUACAGAGUCUCCAGUGGGAACUGAGGUCAUGCCUACCACUGAGGAGUUUACACACACCAGCUCUGUUUUGACUCCAGUGGCCCCUCAGGGCCCCAGCACGCCCUCUUCCAUCUGGACUUUUGGGCAUUACAAGCUAAAAUGUGAUCCUGCUGUAAUGCCGGGUGAGGAACUCCUCAUUCUGAACCUCACGGGAGCCAGCCUUUGUGAAGGGAGCCCUCCGAAUGAAAAACUUGUGGAGCUGCUGUGCCAUUCCAUCAAAGCCUCCUUCAACUCGGCUCAAGAUCAGUGCACUCUACAGGUGGCACCUAUUCUAAAGAGCCAGGCAGUGGCAAUGAAGAGAGUCACUAUUGAGACGAAGCUUCUUCCUAAGGCUGUGUAUGAGCUGCUGAAGGAAAAAUGGGAUGACCUGAGAGAGGCGGGAGUCAGUGACAUGACACUGGGGAGGGAAGGACCACCAGAAGCCAAUGAGGACCGCUUCAGCCUGCCACUCAUCAUCACCAUCGUCUGCAUGGCAUCCUUCCUGCUCCUUGUUGCUGCCCUCUAUGGCUGCUGUCACCAGCGCAUCUCCCAGAGGAAGGACCAACAACGACUCACAGAAGAGCUGCAGACAGUAGAGAAUGGUUACCAUGACAACCCAACCUUGGAAGUGAUGGAGACUCCUUCUGAGAUGCAGGAAAAGAAGGUGGUCAACCUAAACGGGGAGCUGGGGGACAGCUGGAUCGUCCCCCUGGACAACCUGACCAAGGAUGAUCUAGACGAGGAGGAGGACACCCACCUCUGAGCAGUCUGCUAGCUCCCCUGACAGCACCGCAGCGCUCCAGACCACCCAAAGUGCCAUUGGACAGAGGGGAAGGGAGAGUGGACUCCAAGGGCUGCCUCCUCCCAAUCCCCACAGGGCCUUAAUUUUAAUUUUCCCCUUUCAAGUUCAACGAAGUCACAUUCUGUCCAGUUUCCUCGUGUAAAAUAACCCACUUGUGCCUGAGCCGCUGGAAGGCGAGAGGAUGAUGGAGAAAGCCAUGUAAGGGGCUUUGGUGCGUCUAGUGGUGGGAUCCUCUCAGCUUGUGAGAUGACCGAGGCCUCAAGAGGUCAGGUGACUUGCACAGGGUCACACAGCCAUUUGGUGACAAAGACUGUUUCCUUAGUAUGGUGCUUAAUUGCACCAUGCCGUGCUACUGUGUUCACUUGUGCCCACUCUCCAAGGCACAAGAUGCUUGGCUGGGGGGGGGGGGCUGGAAAGAAAAACAAGCCCCAUGGUCUCAAAAGGACAGGUCCUGUAAUAUGGUCUCUGCUCGCUUCUUGUAGCCCAUCUCCCAUGAGUCAGUCUUUAGGCCCACUAUUUCCCAGGGCAUGACUUUGAACCUCUUUUCUAGAUUCUGAUUUCCUUGACUUUGCUUAAUGGAAUUGGGACCUAACCCACACAGGCCUCAAUAGCCAAUGGAGUCUGCCUCAAGGGUGGGUGGGCAGGCAGAGAGAGAGGGAGCUCAUGCCCAGAUGGCUUCCUCAUGGCAGCUGAUUCUGUACUGACACUGGCCUAACACCCGAGGCGCUGCUAGAAGACACUCCCCAAAACGAAUUCUGCCUUUCUUCAUCCACUAGGAACAAAUCUGCAAUAGCUACUGAAAGCAAGAUGUUCCCUUUUUGUUGUUCACUGCUGAACUGAGAGGGUGACUCCUUGAAACCCAGUGUCACAGAGCAACUGUCUAGAGACAGACAUGUUCUGGGGUCCUGACUGGUCCCUGAUCAGCAUAUGUGUCUCAGUAGACAACGGAUCUAACCUACCAGGCAUUAAGGUUCCACAGGAAGCUCAGGGACUUUCCAAGUUGCUGAGACAUAUGUUGUGUAUAUGUUUAGUUCCGCUUCCCACUGCCAAAGGCCAAAGCUCAGACCCUGGAGACUUUUGGCUAAGUUCUCUACUUCGCACCCUCCUUUGCCAUGGAGAAAGAAAAGCCCAUAACAUGUAGUUUUAAGGUACCCGCUCUCCCAGUAUGGAACCAGGCUUUUGUUUCCUGUGUUCUCUCGGUGACACUCAAGCUGUCCCAUUUCUGGUGGCAUCUCAGGGAAACAUAAAACCAUGCUUAGUAGCUAGCACAGGAUUUUUAUAGGCUUAGCGGUGUCAGGUGGCCAUGUACAAGGCUGCUGAGGGUUUUCUUAGGGGUAAGGGGGUCCUGUGUGGAGCUCUGAUCUUGGCCCACAGUCUGUUUUGUUCUUGGGCAUAAAUUCCCAUGAUCAGCUGUCUGCUUUGGAGCCUGUGGGAGGACAGGUGUCCUGCCUACUUCCACCUUCACAGCUGUCACCCUGAGAUAGAUGCUAGGGAGAAACGGCUGCCAAAAAACAAGGAAGGCUCUUAGUGAGGUUCACAGGAACUUGAAAGAUGCCAACAAGAACCCAAGAGCCCCUUGGCUUGCUUCUCUCAGAUUUGCAAGGGAGGGUGGGGAGCAGUGCUAACUGGAGGGGAAGUUAGGCCUGUUUGCUUCCUGCAUUAGAUUCUGUCACCCAGUGGGUUCAUUCUGAUACGGCCUGUGUGAGAAACUCGACAGGAUUUCUUCUCCGUCACUACUUCAGGGUCACAGUGCACGGGGCAAGGCCAUUUGACAGACAGCAAAUACCAUUUCUGCAAACGGGUCACAGACUCCAACCCCUCAGCCCCUCAGACAGGACUGCAAGAGUAGACGAAGGGUAUUGUAUCUUGGCUGGAGGAACAGUCGUGACUCUGCCCAAGCUGGUUGGCCCUUGUGUUGCCUUUUAGUACAGCUCGAGAAUUUGAUAUCUAGCCGCAGUUUGUUCUCACUGCUGGACAUCUGCUCAACAGGACACACUUUGGACAACAUACUGGUGAAACUGAAGAAUAAGCUGAAAUCGGCAUUUACCUAUUUUUGAGAUGUAAAUACAAGGGCCAAACGCUUGUUUACCCAGCACUGCUUUCAGAGUAAACUUUGGGGAAACAUUUGGUAGCUAGGAGAGAUAGCUAAGCCUUUUUUUCUCUGAAGAAUGUAAAUGUUGGGCUAGAGAGAUGGCCCAGAGGUUGAGAGCGCUGGCUGUUCUUCCCAAGGUCCUGAGUUCAAUUCCCAGCAAUCACAUGUAGCUCACAACCAUCUACAAUGAGAUCUGGUGCCCUCUUCUGGACGGCAGGCACACAUGCAGGCAGAAUACUAUAUAAGUAAUACAUUUUAAAAAAAAAAGGAGAAAAAGAAUGUAAAUGUCUAGUAGAAGUAACUUUUAAAAAAUGAAAACUGUAACAAGACAGGCUGGUAACAAAGUAUUUCCCUUGUAGAUAAGGGGCUUUAAAGUUUAAACUAUUACCCUUGCUCCUCCCUAGCCAAAUCUCAAUCCUACUGCGGUGUGGGGUAGAGUUCAGAAUGUGCUUAAUGGGUUGUGACAGUCACAGGGGAAAAGUUUGGAGCUACAGAUCAGUCUUCCUAUAGGAAGACACAUCUGAAGCCACAAAGUGAGUGAAGGAGUCAAAACCAACCCGGUGACAGACAGAUUCUGCCCACCCUGUGCUGUGUGUUUCUCAAGCACUCACAGGACACCACCAGUCCUUCCCCACAAUUACCCUGACAAUGCUGGGGAGGAUACAGGGACACAAACAGCCAUGUGCUGGGUUCUGGAAUCAUUUGGGUCCAAAAUGUAAAUAAACAUUAUCGGGGUUUGUUUCUUCCUCUCAGUUAGGAAAUAAUUUUGAAAACUCACUGAGGAACGUGCAGUAGAACAAGGAUCAAAGGGAAUACACAGCAAGGCAGAGGGUGGGAGAAGCCCUGCAGCAGAGCUCUUCACUGCCAGUCACCUGCUGCUUCCCUCAGGCCUGCUGAAAACCCAACACUGAGCAGGGAUCAUUGUUUCAUGGGGCCUUUCUGUUUCUUAGUGAAUGUCAGCUUGCCCAGGAGCCUGGGGAGCAUAUGUUGUAGAGGACAGGGGUCUGACGUACACUGGAAUUUACUGAGAAACUAUUGCAUUUUCUUAUAAAGUAUAUUUUGGAAAAAUGUAUACUGUCAAUUAAAGUGCUUUUCUGUACAA
Psammomys obesus (fat sand rat) is the source of this 5603-nucleotide messenger RNA. It is a transcript of the gene Podxl, whose product is annotated as podocalyxin like. Gene Ontology annotation, biological process: positive regulation of cell-cell adhesion mediated by integrin; cell migration; negative regulation of cell-cell adhesion. The transcript has 11 exons. The record is from RefSeq and is a predicted model, not a curated record. Gene Ontology annotation, cellular component: apical plasma membrane; microvillus membrane. The coding region runs from base 1 to 2370 and encodes 789 amino acids. Lineage: Eukaryota; Metazoa; Chordata; Mammalia; Rodentia; Muridae.